Messenger RNA from Olea europaea var. sylvestris, 1383 nucleotides. RefSeq lists its product as uncharacterized. Bases 55 to 681 code for a protein of 208 amino acids. The transcript is spliced from 6 exons. NCBI's taxonomy places the organism in Eukaryota, Viridiplantae, Streptophyta, Magnoliopsida, Lamiales, Oleaceae. The record is from RefSeq and is a predicted model, not a curated record.
GUUUUAACCAAAGCAAUAUUAUGCUAAUUCAGAUACAGCUUGCAGUUCACAGUAAUGGCGGAACAAAUUCACAGCCUAUGGGGGCAUUUGCCGCUGCUGGUAAGAGCCAAUUCCAAGGAAUCCGUUGAGUACAUACUUCAAGCCCUUUGGCGAACCCGCCACACAGGACUUGAUGCCGCCGACCGCCAAAUCUUCCGCGAAAUCCUCCAACUCCCCAACGAUUCCGACAUCGAUCCUCUUUUGGUAUGCCUUAGGGUGUUGAUCCGAAGAUGCGUUUAUGAUAAUGUUAGCAAGGAUGAGAUGCACAAACUCUUUCCUGCUGAAGUCCUGCCUGAACUACAAAGAUUAUUGACGCUUUUAUUGCAAAAAUUCCAGAAGGAAUGGCGUGAGGAUAUAUCAAAGGAUCAGCUUUAUUGUCUUCAGGUCGACCCGCCCAGCUUGAAGACAAUGACAUGGAGCAUGGCAAAUCAAGAAACAGAACUGACAAGCCCAGCAGCAGUUAUCAAUUUGAAGCUUCAAAGCAAUACCCAGCCCAACUCCGGAGAAAGGGACGUGAAAUUCCAGUUGGCAAAGGAUACUCUGGAAACGAUGUUAAGCUCCAUGUAUAGUAUUAGGGACCAGUUGACUGAUCCUAGUGAAACAUCCGAGAGAGAUGCGGUUCAGAAUACAAAUGCUGCAUAGUCCCUUGUUUGUCUCAACUAAGAAGAUUAUAAGCAGUGGGUUUUAGAGAAUGUGCAGAAGAAAAGUGGAUAAAAGUUGUGAGUUCUACGGAAUGUGUGGAUAAAAAUUGGGGUCCUAUGAAAUGUGUAAAUAAAAAUGAUGUUUGGCCAGCUAAUAUGUUUGUAAAAGCUCUCCCGAACAUGCUCUAAGACUCCUAUAUUAGUUUGGAAAGUGAUAUAGAUCUGAUGCGAGACAAGAUUCCUUUUUCCCGUGCAUGUGUAACCCUGCUUGCACAGUUGCACCUUGAGAGAUGGAACAAGGCGUAACUAUGGCCCAAACCAAUAAAAGAUAUUACUACCAUACAAACGAUCAAAUUGAUCCUUAGUACCACAAGAGGAGCCAUAGGAACAUUUAUGUUCUCAUCUUGAGGCUACAGAAUGUUGUAUAGAGAAGAAAAAGAGUAGAAUCAUAUAUUCACGAGAACUAGUAACCCAGAAGAAAUACCUGGCAUGUGGGUUAUUUAAAGUAUAAUUGCUUGGAUAAAUUAUUAAAUUUCAAUAAAUUUUAUACUUCUUAAGUGGAGUUAGUGGAUAAUAUUCUUUUUUUCUUGAGUGUGUAAAUACCUUUAAUAUUUUUUAAUCUGGUAUUGUGAUGAGUGCAUUCAAUGUACUGGUGGGUGUCGUGAAGGAUGGUUUCUAGUUGCAUAUAAAUCUUGGAUGCUAC